Molecule: messenger RNA, 4111 nt
Organism: Orussus abietinus
Lineage: Eukaryota; Metazoa; Arthropoda; Insecta; Hymenoptera; Orussidae
Gene: PH4alphaEFB
Product: prolyl 4-hydroxylase subunit alpha-2
Exons: 12
Coding region: 1849-3513 (554 amino acids)
Biological process (GO): peptidyl-proline hydroxylation to 4-hydroxy-L-proline
Cellular component (GO): endoplasmic reticulum
Molecular function (GO): iron ion binding; protein binding; procollagen-proline 4-dioxygenase activity
Source: RefSeq, a predicted model, not a curated record
UCUUUAGUGUACUCUUGCGAACACUCGCGGUGUUUUUCCAGAUAAAACAUUCGGUUCGACCGGUUUUAUGAGUUACGGAUGAGUUAUAUCCCUCGGAGAUGUAUCCGUUAUGAGAUUUCGUGUAAUAGAGAAUCUCAAAAGUAGUGUUGUGGUUAAAAAUCGAAUGCGUGGCGUUUGCUUGGAAUUAUUUCGAGUAUUUGGACUUGAUUUGUGACAAACUAUUAUUUUAGUUCAUCUUAAUCACGUGAAUGGAUUGAUACUUUCAUCGACGCCAAUAGUGAUCAAGGAAUCACGAAUGCAAACGCCGAUGGGCAUCCCGACUUCGGCGAGGAUGGAUUCUCGCUCGCCCCCAACGGACUGUUCCCGUGCACGAGGAAGUGCAACUGCUACCUGGAGGAGACUAUGCAGUCGCUGCAGAAGAAACUCUCGGUCGGUUCGCCAAAUCUUCGAAAUACCGGUCGGCCGGUGAUUUACGAUGUCGAUGCACUCGGUUAGCGCAAAAGCUAGUUGGCAAGUCGAGCAGGAACUUCUAUACUUCCCCCGGUAGAAAGCCGACCCGCGGGACGUUUCUUUAUGGUAAUUACAGUGGGCUCGAGGUCCUCCUUUCGUUAGGCUCAAGCGGAACUGCUGGACGACCUGGAGAAUUCCGAGGACGAGGUGCGGUGCUGCGUGGAGUUGACCGAAAGCGAGCGGGAGCUCUUCGGGGACUCGAUCAAAGACGACACGACGGUCUGCAAGAUCCUGAUCCGCGAGCUGGGGACGCAGAAGAGAGACCUCGGCGAAAUGAUGGACCAGUGGGUGGAGUUCGUCGAGAAAAUCGAGAGAUUCUCUCUAGCGGCCGAUGAUAUUAAAUCUAAGCACCCGCGAGAGUCGAGGAGGCGUAGAGAAAAGUGGUCGGAGUCUUCUUCCGGCGAUUCAAAGGUAUUUAGGAAGUGCUCGGAGGGUGUCGGGACCCUCGAGGUAGAAGCCGCUUCCUAUGUGGUCCGGCUGCGUCCGGAUCGAGGUGAUGCUUAAAAAAAGGAUUCGCCAAUAGGUGAGGGGGUAGGGGCCGCGGAUAGCGAAGAGCAUUCGUUACCUAAAGGUACGACUCGUAGCCUUUUACGGUAAUGGAGCCGAAUCAGGAGCUGCCCUUUCUCCGGUCCAUCAGCAACGUUCAUAGCUCCUUCGUCAGGUUCGUCAACACCACCAGGAGGAGCGUCGGCGUCUAUUGGAUCGACUAUCAAGGACACGCCGUUCAGUACGGGAUAUUGUCUUACCGCGAUUACCUCGACGUCAAUACCUUCGUUACGCACCCCUGGAUCUUCGUCGACGAGGAGACCCAGGAUAGAUUCAGGGUAAACUGCAGCGACGUCUUCUUCCCGGAGGCCUGGUUCCCGAGGGACGUGGCCAUUCGACCGGACGACCUCCCUCCAAGGGUGGAGAGGACUUGCGUCUACAUCACGCUGCCGAUUUACUCCCUCCGGGAACUUUGCUUGCGAGUCGUCAAGAGGAAACUGCGCUCAGACUGGCACGCCUUCCUUCUCGACAUCCCCAGGAGCUUGCAAUACGAGCUGGCCUCGAUGUUCCCGAAGAAGACCGACCCCGUGGAGUCGUAGCCGGUUCCGCGCGCUCCUCUCGUGUCCGGAAGGACAUACCAAAGAAAAAUCGAUUCCAGGAGAGACCUCGCCAGAAGCUGAAAUCUCGCGAGAUUCUCUAGCUAGCCUCGCUCCGGAUCCUCCUGGGAAGAAAAAAAAAAGGAAAAAGAUUAAACGAGAUCGUAAGAGGAAUUUUAUCAGCCUUUCAAGACGGUCGUCGCAACGUACCGUCUCUUGCCGUUUCCCGGGCACUCUUCGCGGGAGAGAUAAAAACAUGGCGGCGGGAGUGAUAACCACGCUGACCGUCGUAAUCGUGGCCCUCGGAGUUCAGAAUGCAAACGCUGAGCUUUACACCGCUCUGGCGGACAUGGAGGAGCUCUUGGAAACGGAAGCUGUACUUAUCGGCACCCUUAAUGGGUACAUCGAGGUGCAGGAAAAACGACUGGACACUCUCAGGAGGAACGUAGACGAGUACGCGAGAGAGCACGAGGAAGCGUCGCGCAACAUCCAGCAGUAUCUCUCGAACCCCAUCAACGCCUAUCUCCUGAUAAAGAGACUGACUACCGACUGGAAGAGGAUAGAGGAGCUGAUAACGCAAGAUGUGGGGAACUCAUUCGUGGAGAACAUCACGAAUUCCAGGAGCGACAUCAAGUUCCCUUCCGACGAGGAUUUAAACGGGGCCGCGGUCGCUUUAAUGAGACUGCAGGACACUUACAAAUUAGAGACUGCACAGAUAGCCAGGGGCGUCCUCAAUGGCGUACAGUACAGUACCGGAUUGACCGCCGGCGAUUGCUUCGAGCUGGGUCGACAGUCUUACAACAAUGGCGAUCACUACCAUACGGUGCUCUGGAUGCAGGAAGCCAUGGAUCGUCUUCAGGACGAGCAGAACCGAACUUCCGUCACCAAGCCGGACAUCUUGGAGUACCUGGCCUUCUCCACGUACAUGCAGGGAAACGUUGCACGAGCCCUGACUAUGACGAAUGAGCUUCUGGAGUUGGUGCCGUCGCAUCCGCGAGCUCUCGGGAAUCGCGUCUAUUAUCAAGACGAGUUAGAAAAGAAAGCCAGUCAAGUGAGGAAAAAACGCGGGGAAGAUGGCGAGGAUUCGAUUACGCCAGGCCAAGCUUUCGCUAUAGUCGAGGAAAAGAUCAAGUCCGUUGAAGAAAUGACCGACCGGGAAAAGUACGAGAUGCUCUGCCGCGCCGAAGCCACCAUACCAUUGGAGAUACAAAAAAAACUCAAGUGCAAAUACGUUGAUCGAGGAUCCCCUUACUUAAGGAUCGGUCCUUUCAAGAUGGAAGAGGCGUACCUCGAUCCUCGGAUAGUUAUCUUCCAUGAUGUUAUUUACGACGAUGAAAUCGAAACUAUUAAAAGACUGGCUCAACCUAGGUUUAAACGUGCCACGGUGCAAAACAUGAAAACCGGCGAGCUAGAAACCGCCAAUUACAGGAUCAGUAAAAGUGCUUGGCUUCAGGAACGUGAGCAUAAACAUGUCGCUGCAGUGUGCAAUCGAGUUGAACUCAUGACCGGACUGACCAUCUCUACCGCCGAAGAGUUGCAAGUUGUUAAUUAUGGCAUCGGUGGACAUUACGAACCUCACUUCGACUUUGCUCGGAGAGAAGAGAAAAAUGCAUUCAAGAGUCUCAACACCGGAAAUCGCAUUGCUACCCUUUUAUACUAUAUGAGCGAUGUCGAACAAGGCGGAGCCACCGUUUUUCCAGGACUUCGUCUUUCGUUAUGGCCUAAGAAGGGAAGCGCAGCUUUUUGGCAUAAUUUGAAACCAAAUGGCGAAGGAGAUUAUAAGACUCGGCAUGCUGCUUGUCCGGUAUUAACUGGUACUAAGUGGGUUGCAAAUAAAUGGCUUCAUGAAAAAGGUCAAGAGUUCCGGAGGCCCUGUACGUUAGAAAAUCAACCACCGGAUUAUGAUGUGACCAAAUACUGAUAGAUUCAACUCUCCCGCAUAGGAAUUAAACUCAAUGAGUAAUCGUGCGGACUCUGUUGUCGAGUGUUCCGAUAUAGUGACAUUCAUUAACGGCAGAACCUCAUUGACUAUACCGAUGCCAAAGUCGUUAUCAUCACCAUUAUCCUAAUCGUAAUCAUUCACGUGCCCAUUCUUCACGCCUUGGUUUUUUUAACCACAUUUCCUUUAAAGACAAUAUCGUGCUAAGUGUAUUUAGAACUCGGACAAUGAAUAACAAGGAUCAAAACUCUUCUGGUAUGCAGGUACCAGGCUCACGUUGUUUCAACCAUAUACUUACAAUGGUUGUAAUUUCUGUGGGAAACCGAUAGUAAUACGAAACAAUGCUUUUUAACUGUACAUUAAGCAAGUGAUAUCAUCAGUUGUAAGAAUAGAUUUACAAAUUUUUUUUGUGCGGAGACAAAAGAUGUUGGAAGAUCAGCACUAACACUGCCAAGAUAAGAAUGCGAAACAGUCGAUAACGUAAGAUGUUUCAAUACCCAAUGUAAAUCAGUACCGCUGAUAAAUGAGAAUUAACCGUCGAAAUACGAUUGUAGAUUUAAUAUAAUUUUUUCUAUAUCAA